Suillus plorans is the source of this 1255-nucleotide messenger RNA. RefSeq lists its product as uncharacterized. Gene Ontology annotation, biological process: translation. The transcript has a single exon. The record is from RefSeq and is a predicted model, not a curated record. Gene Ontology annotation, molecular function: RNA binding; structural constituent of ribosome. NCBI's taxonomy places the organism in Eukaryota, Fungi, Basidiomycota, Agaricomycetes, Boletales, Suillaceae. Gene Ontology annotation, cellular component: ribosome. Bases 85 to 1077 code for a protein of 330 amino acids.
GUCGUCCUAAAUCGACACAAACCAAAUAGGGACAAACAACUCGGGACGCCUUCGAAAUUUCUACUUCAAACGCGUGAAAAGCAAAUGUACAGACUUGCAAGAGCCAGCGCCUCCGUGUUUCGACGGCCUCCAACUUAUUCCCGCGUAUUUCUGUGUAGACCAUCAACUUCGUCUCUGAGACAGUUAUCCACAGGCCCUUCAAAUUCCUCGCUACCCAAUGAAUUGCCAGAAUCACAGUUACAAGAUGUGGAGGCUAUUGAGGAGGAAGAGAGCAAUCCUGCUUUUCCGGACGUCAUGAAACCAGACCCUAUUCACGACGAUCUUUUAGCUAUGGAUUUUGCUCCUACCAAACGCACACCACACGCGAACCGCGUCGUUAUACGCAGCGUUUAUGAACAGCACGUCAACCAAAUGCUAGAAACAGAUGGUGCAGAAAAAUCAGAGAAUGGUGCCGAAGAAGACGAUGCUGACGAGGAAGGCGAGGUCUCUCCACUCUCGAACCUCCCUCUCAGCCGGGAAGCUCUCGGCAAGCUGUACAAAUUCCAACUCAUCUCUCGCCGCAUCACACAACAGACAGGGAAGGGAAAAAUACACCGGCAAUAUGCGCUUGUUGUUGUGGGGAAUGGGGAUGGGUUAGUUGGUUAUGGAGAGGGUAAGGACGAAGAACUGCCAAGGGCAUCCGACAAGGCAUUCGCCGCUGCCGUUCGUAAUAUGGACUCUGUCGAACGCUUCGAGAAGCGUACAGUGUGGACGGAUAUAGAAACAAAGCUCGGUUCUACCCACAUCAUCCUACGGCCUCGUCCCGUUGGCUUUGGAUUGCGUUGUAACCCGAACGUGCAUCAGGUGCUCAAAGCAGCAGGCAUCAAGGAUGCCAGUGCAAAAGUAUGGGGUAGCCGUAAUCCACUCAACGUCAUCAAAGCUCUAUUCAGGGUGCUGCAGGCUGGGAACGCGCCGCUAGCUAUGGGUGAUGGUUUCGGAGGGAAGGUCAAGAAGCUUGACAAGGGGUCUGGACUGCGUAACAAGAGCGCUGUAGAACGGGAUCGUGGGCGGAAGCUCUUGGAUCUCAGGACAUACUGAUAUGGAUUGCCGUUAGCUUUCAUUCCCGUGUUUUGGCGUCCCUGUUUUGUGGCAUUGCUUUCCGCGGAAUAAAUUGAUCGAUUCCAGUGUGUUCUUUUCCUCUGCAUUCCUAGAGUCCAGCUGGUAUGAUCGAGACCCGAAGCGAUUGUAUGGUCAAAAUAAUGGUAACUUCAGGAAG